CGCAGGGAGAAACUCCGGAGCGGUUCACUUGAAGAGCAGACAGAGACGCGAGCGCAACUCCAGAAAUCAGAAGCUGCCGAAAGCAUAAACACCUCUAAUGUUUUUGAAUUUAAUUGAAGCCAAGAAUCUUUUCUGGACAACAUCUGAAGACCGUCUUCAACUUUGGAAUGUUCCGCUUGAAGGCAAGAUUCCGAAACAUGCCGAUCUUCUACUUUUAAUAAAUAUUUACACUUGGUCUAAAAGGUAAGCGCUUCUGUUCUUGCGCUGCCUCACCCUGACCGAAAGGGUCACCCAGGGGCCUCCUUCCGUCUCCGCCGUCCAGCUCUUAUCCCCAGGCUCCUCUGUUCUCAGUCAGAGAGGAAGUUUUGACAGCCAGACUUUACAACCUCCUCUUCCCCCUGCCUGCGCUCUGCACAUGCUCUGACAGAGACUCCGGUCCGGUGACUUCAUCCCUCAUUCACGAAAGCUUCCCCUCCUUCUCCUUCCCUCUCUCUCCGGCAGCAUGCCAGCCGUUUUCCUCUUGCUGCGCUCUCUGGUUGUCAGUCUCUUCAGUAGCAGAUUAGCAGCUUCUGCCGCGCAGCUCCUUCGCAGAAGCCUGACGGCAGCUGCUGGGCACCUCGGCACCAUCCUGCGCCACAUUUGGGAGCGAAUCAGUUCCCAGGAGUCCAAGGAAGCCAUCCUGGGCUGCGUCUUGUGCAUUCUCAACAUGCACAAGAAGGUGGACAACUAAAUUCGAGAGGAACGAGUAUAGCUUGGACUUUUUAAUUUGUGAUUUAGAACCAUGUCGGAGAGCAUCGUGAGGAAAAUCCAGCCGUUCACCAUCGGGACCAAACUCUCGGCGCCUGCCGUGCCAAAGUGUUCAGAUUUUCCCGAUGGUUUUCUUCCGAAUCGGACGUUCUCCGAUAACUGCAAACUGAGGCACCUGAAUGAACAGGUGUGUCUUUAUCUCGGCCGUGACAGGCACUGUGGACCUGCGGCGAAACAUCGACGCGAAGAGAAGUCCGACGACAACCAGAACCGAAACACAGUCUCGCCACCGAACACUGCGUCCAGAUCCAUCCGUAAGAUCACCAUCUCCAGCCGAAUGGAGGCUGCGAAAGACAGACUGACUCCAGGUUUGGAGCUGAAGAAAAUAAGAGCACACUCAGAGAAUAUUAAUAACAAUAACAACAUCACAUCCUCCAACACGCAGCUGCCUAAAAUAGUGGGGGUCAGCUGUGAGAAUAAACCCAGCUCACAGUUCAAGGUGUUGCUGUGUAAAGAUGGUGAAAAGCAGUGCAGUGGUGACAAAGAGAAAUUCACUUCUUCUCCACAGACCCAGAUACUCAAAACCCAAGCAGGAAAGGAUGUGGUGGAGCGUCUGUCCUGCGAGCACAAGGACGUGUGCUUGGUUUCUAAAGUCUCAUCGGUGCAAAAUGAGCUCAGUUUUACUCAUCAGAACGCCAUCUUCAAUAAGGAAAUCACUCAGGCAGAGACAUGGAUCCGAGUGAAGCUGCGAGACCUGAGGGACGCCAGUAACGUCCACCGAUGUCCUCUGACCGACUGGGAGGAACUCUCUCAAACCCUCCAGAGAGAUUUGAAGGACUUCGAGAACACCUUCAUACAACUCAACCAGAUGGGAGAGCAAUUAAUGUGCAAGCUUAACCCGACGUCUGACCUGGUGAAGAAACAGCUGGCUCAGAUCCGCGACCAAUGGAACGCGCUCAAACAGACGGCAGCCAAUCAAAUCAAGGCGAUGGGCGGGGCAAAGACUCUCCAGGAGUUUAAUAAGAAGGUGGACCGUCUGGAGGCGUGGCUUAAAGAGAAGGAGCAAGAACAAUCACUGGCCAACAUCCUUGGGGAAAACACUGACAAGAUGCAGCUUACCAGGAAGAUACUGGAUUUGAAGCAGGAUGAGCAGCUAUAUCAUAAUCUUCACGAGGAGAUCAAUCAUAUGGCCCUCAGACUGGAAAAACAGGGGAAGACUGAAGGAAAGACCAUCUCAACCCGCAGGAAACACAUCAACAAAAUGUGGCUGAAGGCUCAGUCGCACUUGAAGGAAUAUCAGGAGAAUCUUCAGCUCGCCCUCGAAGUCUCGUCCUUCUACCAGCAGGCCGAUAACAUUGUCUGUUCCAUCAACAACAUGAAAAAAAGCCUCUCACCGAGCAACGGAGUGGAAAACGCCAGAGACGGGGAAAUUCGGGACAUUGCCAGUCAAAUCAUGAUGCUGGAUGUGAACGUUUCCCAGCUCUCCAACCUGCAUCCAUCGCUGGCAGCCCGUGUCGCACAGAAGCAGAGCGAGGUGAAAGACUGCUGGGCCGUUCUCCAGAAGACUCUCAGGAACGACAAGGCAGCUCAGCUCCCCUCCGACUCCUCGUUAACCAGGGACAGCAGUGACCCUGUAACCCCGAGCCAAGAGCUGCCCGGCAGCGUGGGAACAGACCCACACAGGAUUAUGGGAAAGGAGGUUAAAGAGGAACAAAAUCGUCUGAAGGGGUUUACGGCCGGGAGAGAUGCCGAGAGCUACGGGAAGCCCUCAGACAGCAGGGAUGCAGAAGAGAUGGCAGUCCUCAAACUACACACGGCCGCUGAAAGUGGGAACGUGCCAAGGUCCGACUCCAGCAGCCACACACCGCUCCACGUACAACUCCAGAAGUUCACCGUCUCUGCAGACAAGACUCUCUCCUGGCUCAAAGACAGCGUUGCGAUGGCCACUCAGAUCUGCAGUUUGGCCGGACCGAACGGUUUUGAAGCAGCCAAGAGGCGUCAGGCCUCACUGGAACAGGAUAUCCUGUCCAACAGAGCCAGGAUAGAGCUGGUCAAGAAGGAGGGUUACAGUCUGGUGAGGGCUCAGCAUCCGGGCAGCAUCAAGAUCCAGGAGUUUCUGAGUCAGCUGGAGGUUCUGUGGGACGAGCUGAAGAGAAGGCAUGAGAGGAACGGUCUGGUCCUGAAGGUCUCAGAGGAGCUAAAUUAUAGGGUGGUGCAGAUGCUGCAGUCUCUGGCCAGUCUUGAGGCGUGGUUGGAGGCGGUGGAGCUCUCCAUCAGGCAGGCGUCUCUGGCUGGAGACCCCGAGUCCGUGAGCGUGGCAGAGCAAGAGAGCUGCCAGCUGGAGCAAGAGCUGGAGGCCAGACGCCUGGAGCUGCAGAACCUCAGACAGGAAGUAGAUCAUCUGAGCAGUCAUAGACAUCUUCACACUCAGCUGCUUCCUGCACGCCUGAAGGAGGUGGAAAUGAAGUUCAGCAGUGUGCAGAUGGCACUGACCCAGCAGAGCUCAGAGCUGAAGGACACACGGAUGCUCACGGACUUCCUGGAGAAGCUGGAGCUCGAGGAAAGCCACUACAGCACCCUGGGACAGCCGCUGUGUGGUGAGCUUGACUCUGGACCGUCUCUUCUGGGCUUGCCCGUGAGCGGACAUGACCAGCCCCUGAUGGAAGCCAUUGGGAACCCUGUGAAGGAGCUCAGAGAAGCAGUGGAGAUGCUCAAUGACACGGCGCGGGAGAGAGGCCGCUCGCAGUCACAUGACCAGAGCAUCCAGGAGCUGCUCACCAGGCAUGCCAUGGUGUCAGCGCACGUGGAGCAGUGUCUGCAGCGCUGUGCGGAGCUCGCCGUAGAUGUGCUGGAGAUUGAAAGUGAGAUGGCUGUGAGAUGUGAGCCGGAUCGCUGUGGUCUGGAUGACCUGCAGGAGUACCAGGACCAGCUGGAGGCUGAAUAUGGGGUCUUGAAGGAGGAGGUCGAGGCCAUGGUGAGUCUGGCGAGCUGUUUGUCAGACGUGUGUCCGGAGAGGAUGAACGCUGUAGGGACUGAGAUUCAGACCAGCCUGAACGCUUGGGACGAGCUCGGCAAAAGUGUGGCUGAAAACAAGAAGAGACUCCUGCAGUUUGGACACCUGCGCCAUUUCUUUAGGAACUACCUGGCAAUGAUCUCUUGGACAGAAGACACCCGCUCCUGCAUUUUCUCAGAAAGCGCUCUGCGUCAAAGCCGAGAGAACCAGGAGCCUCUGGUUGAGGUUCUGGAUCGGCAGAUAGAGCAGAAGUUCGAGGAGUUCGAUCAGCUCGCCAUGGCUGGAAAAAAACUCUUUGACAACGAGCAUCACCUCAACAAAAUGAUCAGAGAGAGGGUGGAGGAGCUGAGGAGCAUGCUGGGAUGGAUCCUGGUCCACUGGAGGGCUCAGAAGGAUCAGCUGUUGAGCAGACAGAAGACUGAAGAAGCUCAAACUGACGCUAUUUACUCCGAGGCCAUGGUCUGCAGCCCACAAACACAGGUGGAAGCCUCACCCAAGGUCUCUCAGAAGAGAACAAAAAGCAUCACAAGUGCUCCCCCUGGUGACAUGGAGGAUGGUUUGCAGCACAAUUAUGAAUAUGAGGUGAUGCAAAGUGUCAGUCCUAAAGGAAGCAGCGACAGCGGCCAUUUAGAGAGGCCGGAUUCACCGUACCUGGUGCUAAAGGAACCCAGUCCCUCAGCUUUAGGAGGCACCGUCAACCUCAUCCUUAGCUUCAGUAACUCUGGAGACACACAAAUCGAGGUACAGGCACCUGGCAUGGAAGAUGGUGUGCCGGUGUCCGAACCUGUGCACAGGCCUGCUGAGUCUCACUCUUCUGCCUGUAAAAGCUUUUGGAAGCGCUGCCAGGGGCUUUUUGGUAGUUUAAAGCGAAAGACAAAGAUUUAUCGACACAGUGCAGAAGAGGUAAGUACUUACUUGCAUGUUACGGAAAACAACACGUCAGUGUAUGAAAGUAUGGUGCUUCACCAAGACAAAGCUCCAAGGCCUUCCUCCUCCUCUCCGAGGACCCUGUAUAAUCUCUCCUCCCCUUGCACCUCCCCAUACUCCUCGUCCUCCAUCAAAGAGACACUUCAGCAGGCCAACAACCUCCUGCCAAAGAAUGGCAACAUCUCAAUAUUUAGCAGCCUGAAGAGGAAGAGCAAGAAGGCCAGGAAGAAGAAAGAUGACCGUAGACACACCAUUCAGAAGAUCAUGGGAGAGGAUCCGUCAGAGGAGGCUGAUUUGCCACCUGUACGUGAACCGGUGACAUACGAUACACAUACUUGGCCCCUGAAGGAAAGAAAGAAGCGGAAAAAUGCAAGAAAACCAAAAAGCGAUGGAACUCAACUCUUGGACUACAUAAAAAACCCUUUAGUGAAAGACAUAGAUGCAGAAUGUUCUGGAGAGGUUGGAUCUCCAGUUCACAGCACCUCAGAGGUUGCCACCCAAGGACAUGUGAAGAACCACUGCAGAUUUCUGUCCUUGGGCUCUGUGUUAAGCUUUGACCUGCCCAAAGAUAUGAGCCUUAUCCCUAGCAUUCAAGAUGUCAUCGCAAUUGGCCCUCCUGAGCAAAAGAAGAUAGACUCUCAUCACCAGAACACUCAGAUUGAUCGUCCAACAGCUUUGAGCACCUUUAAAACAGUCCGCUCACGUCCAGUGCAAAAGGAAGAGCCCAAACAAAUUUCUCAAGGUGAAGUAACCCUUAAAAUUGAUUGUAAAGACACCAAAAGGAUCAGCAUCGACACGGUUUCUUUUACUGAAGAUAAAUUUCCUCCUCCGCCUUCUCCAUUUGUUGAGGACAUCUCAUUUGAGGAGAAUCAACCCUCAUCAGUCAGUGGUCGGACCAAUAUUCAACAGAAACAUCUAUCUGGGAUCAGUUUAGUGCCCAAAGAAGAGGUGGUUAGUUGGAACGCAAAUGGGACUCAACUUGAGAACAAGGAGAGCCACUAUGUAAGUGUUCCAGAAGAUGCCAUCCAAGGUAUAGCCAACCACAGCUCAAUUAUGGGAGAGAUUCAUGUAUGUCCUAGCGUCCAUACCUUGGUUCACAAUCUUCAUGGACACAUGUUCCAUAGGCCAGCGAAGAACUCCAGCACUCAGCAAUUAAGUCCCAGCCAUGCAUCUCAUGUAGUGUUGAACUUCAGAGCCAAUGGAAGAGAGGACUCAGUGGACUCUGGUCAUUCCAGCUCUGGGAGCUUCAAGUUAUGUGCCGAGGGUCCAUACAUGGACUCCUCAGAUUGUCCAGUGCCCAAGAGGACCAUUGGGAAGGUACCAUCCCUAGAUGCAGGAGUGUCCAACAAUAACUUUGAGUUCUCCAAGGACAAUAGCAUUACCUUAUCUUUCGACAUUGAUGAUCCAGUUCAUCCUGACCAUCAACAGUUUGAGCAGGAAGAGGAGGAGCUGGAGGACAUCUGGAACCACACCAACAGCUACCGAGAGAGUCUGAACUCUGACAUCAUGUAUAAUGGCUACCAGGCAACCUCUUCUCUAGACCAGCACCGGGAACCCUCACCCAAAGAACAAGCAGUGCUCUUCAGGAAGUUGGUCACGGCCUCUGCACCCAACCUUCUUGUGGCGGAGUUCAGACUGCCACCAUAUGUCCAGACUAUGGUCGGUUCUGGGAAGCAGCAGAACCCAAGGGAAGAAAGGCAAAUUCUGGAUAAAGGGGACAGAAGGUCUUGGGCUGCGUUCACUCAACAGGAACAGGUUUACAAACAAGUGACUGUUAAUGAAACGGCUUCAGAUAUCUUGAAACUACCUGAAAUACAGGACCAGCAAAAGUAUAUCUACCAUUAUAGAGAGGAGGAGGAGGAGGAAGGGGAGGAGGAGAAGGAAACAGGUUUUCUGAAGGACCAAUCCUUGAGCCUCCUGUCUGUUCAUAAGGGAUUGAAUGGGAGCAAUGACAAUGAUAUCCAGAGUGGAAGACAAGAACUGGAACUGCCAUCUAUGGAAGGUACACUGGAGAGGAAACACAAACUACAGCUGGGUGGAAAGAAGGCACCAUGCAGGGCGUGGAACUCCUAUCAUGCUGUGCUAUACAAACAAACAAUAUGUUUCUAUCAAGACAGGAAGGACACACUCAUGAGCUGUGUGACCAGCCUUCCUCUGAAUCUAAUUGGAGCGGUGUGUGAACCAUCGCCAGAGUACACCAAAAAACCCAACUGCUUCUCCUUGAGAUUGCGGGAUGGAUCGGAGUAUCUCCUCAGUGCACCGUCCCGAUUCAUGAUGAAGAAAUGGAUCCUCAGAAUCCAAGCACACACUGCGUCUAUUGAUUCUGUAGUGAACAGAUCAACAUGUCAUGGGUCUUCAGCUUCAGCGACGCUCCCUAGACAUUCUCCUGCUAUCACUGGCUGUCAGUGUGGAGAUAAAUGUCACUGCUUCAUGAGAAAUUAUGUCACCACCACUGUUUUAGCACAGAGUCAGCCCACCUCAGGCCGAACCAAAGAGAUCAUAGUUCACACCAGCGAGGCUCUGCAGAUCCAUCAAAGGCAUCAGGAUCUGUUGCACCCUUCGUUUUCAGAUGCGGGACAUCGUGAGGAUGAGUUCGACUCUCAUGGCGAGUCUCUGAGACAGAAACCAUCCUCUAUGUCCACUGUUCAGGGCUGGACCAGCGAAAAGAGACGCUCACACUCCUUUACCUCAGCCACAUAUCAGAGGAUCAAGCCUGUAGCGCCUCCUUCAGGCAGAGGCCAGGACAGCAGCUCCAGCUACUCAGUGACUCUCUUCAUCAGAGAUGGUGAGAUGCCAUCAGUCUGUAAAAGCACAGCGACAGCCUCAUCAAACACCGAUCUGCCCAUGAGGAGCUACAUGAGCCUCCCACGACCCCCCAACAAAUCCGUCUUCAGGAAGUUCUUUGGGAAAAAGGAGUGAUGGACACUUUCUGUGACACUGCAGGUCAAAGACCCUGACUGACACAUGUGCAGGACACAAGUUCAAAACAUUUCUCUUACAUUUAUUUAUGGAUCUGAUGGAGAACCAUUUGUGUAUAGUUUUUUGAAUGAGAUCUUGUAUGAUUGUGUUGCUUCAAGAUGUGUAAUGUUCACUCCUACUUCUUCUCACUUCAUCAGCCGUUUUGAUAUCGGCUCAUGGACGGUUCAGUUAAUCAUUUACUCACCCUCAUGUUGUUGUUCCUAACCCAUAUGACUCUUUCUUUAAUGGAACAUUGUGCAUUUAGCUGCACUUUUAUCCAAAACAAAUUACAAGGAGGAACAAAAAUUUGCAACGCUAGCAGGUUUUUUAGACUAUUCAGUAGCAAGCUAGAGAAGAGAAGAAACGCAGAGAUAUGAAAUAAUUGAAGUCUGUCAAGCUCCAAAAAGACAAAAGCACAACACAUACUGCAUUAUAACAGUUAUGCUUAUGACUCAUCCACUAUAUUUCAAAUUGCUCUGAAGUCAUAAAACCGCUUUGUGUGAGAAACAGACCCAAAUUAAAUUUUUUACUCCCUACCCAAACAUUUUAAUAUGAAAGUCCAAAAAUCUCACUUGAUUGAGGGCUGUUGGCUGAAUGUUAAUGCAUUAUAAACUAGCUAUAUUAUAUUGGUAUAUUCAAUUUUGCAUUAAAUUAUAUUAUAUAAUAUUAGUGUAUUAAAUCCAACUAAAAGAUUUUAUCUUUGCCAUUUUCCCGCUUUUUUUUUUUUAGAUAAGACUGAUAAAACUGGGACUCGAACUCAGGACGUCUGAUGACAGCAUGAUAUCCCAUUUAUCAAAUAAAUAAAAAAAUCACUAAAAUCAAUUCAUUAAUUUUUUUUUUUUUACAAAUCUUAGAAAAAUUCACUUUUCAGUGCAAAAAAAAAUAUUAUAUAUAUAUAUAUAUAUAUAUAUAUAUAUAUAUAUAAAUGCUAAAACAAAAAUAUAAAUUAGAAAUAAAAUCCUCUCAUGAUAAAUGGCAUGACGGGUCAAUUUAGGGCAUUUUUGCACUCUGCAAAUCUUCCCUUGGUGCUUUCUUGUCAUUUUGGAGCACAAUUAACCCAGUCCCCUUUUGUUACAUAAAACGUGUUUCCAAUUGUUCUGGAGGGUCACUUUGUUGCACAGACUUGAGUGUAAUGACUUAGGCUUGUAUCAAAACUCUGAAUAAAAGUGGCUGUCAAUGAAAAGUAUUAGACAGAAUAUAGUUCAAACUAUAAAAAACACUAGAAAAUAGGAACAUCAUGAGGGUGAGAAAUAAUCGGUUCACACUAAACAUAAUUACUAUAUUAUAUUCUAUCAAAACUUUAUAGUUAAAGGUGUGAACUUUCAUUUAUGGAUGACCUCUUCCUUCAACCUCAACAUUUUCCCGUGCUGAGAUGUCUUGAGAUGUCUUUAUUUGCCAGAUUUGUUUCAUGUGUAUAAAUGAGUGCAGUUUGCUGUGGAUGUGAUGACAGCUGUAAAAUACUGCCAUACUGAAUCUACUGAUAUGAUACUUUCGAUAGCUAAUGUGUUCAGUGUUCCUACCACAUUCCACUUGAGGUGGUUUUCAGUUCAUUGAUGUUCUGUUUUUGGUGUGGAUUGCAGUUUCUCUGAGGUUUUGGCACAUAUUAUUUCUCAGCUUGUCAUGUUUCUCUGCAUCUGCUGGUGUGAGUUCUGUGUGGACUUAUAGGGUUCAUUCAACCAAAAAUGAAAGGUCUGUCAUCAUUUAUUUACUUGAGGGUGAGUAAAUGUUGUCAGUAAUGAACAUUUUUGGCCAACUGUACCUUAAACAUGUUGUUUUUCUUUCUAAACUAAACAUUUGAUUCACAUAUACUCUAGCGUUGCCUUCUGUAUUUAAACUAAUGCAGUGUGUCAGGAGAAGAUGUUUUUUACUGUCUGGGUCAUGCAUGAUCUUUUGAGAUUGGUUGCACGAAUGUCUAUGAUCAUUUUUAAACAAUUUAAGAAUGUAAUGCAUUAUUUGAGAUAUUUUACAUGUGGAAAUAUGUUCAGAUUGUAAAGAAUUACAUUUUGUCUUGAAAAUAAUGCAUUCAAAAGCAUUGUAAGAAAAUAAGGUCAUUACAGUUUGAAUGAGAACAAUGAG
Molecule: messenger RNA, 9721 nt
Organism: Carassius gibelio (silver crucian carp)
Lineage: Eukaryota; Metazoa; Chordata; Actinopteri; Cypriniformes; Cyprinidae
Product: spectrin beta chain, non-erythrocytic 1
Exons: 33
Coding region: 782-7606 (2274 amino acids)
Biological process (GO): muscle cell development; actin cytoskeleton organization
Cellular component (GO): cortical actin cytoskeleton; plasma membrane; Z disc
Molecular function (GO): phospholipid binding; actin filament binding
Source: RefSeq, a predicted model, not a curated record